Messenger RNA from Gasterosteus aculeatus aculeatus (three-spined stickleback), 727 nucleotides. The record is from RefSeq and is a predicted model, not a curated record. NCBI's taxonomy places the organism in Eukaryota, Metazoa, Chordata, Actinopteri, Perciformes, Gasterosteidae.
AUGAAAAGGAAGUGCCUGUUCGUCAACCAAUCAGAAACCCGAGAUUUCAGCAAAGUCUUUAUCGCGAGACUUCGUCUCUUCCGUUUCCCUUUUCGCUCUGAGCCCAAGAUGGGAGUUGACAUCAGACACAACAAGGACCGUAAGGUGCACAGGAAAGAGCCACGGAGCCAGGAUAUCUACCUGAGGCUCCUGGUCAAGUUGUACAGGUUCUUGGCCCGCCGCUCAAAUGCUCCUUUCAACAGGGUCAUCCUUAGGAGGCUCUUUAUGAGCCGGAUCCACAGGCCACCUCUCUCCAUCUCCCGCCUGAUUCGUAAGAUGAAGAUGCCUGGCCGUGAGAACAGAACCGCUGUUGUUGUGGGUUCAGUCACUGAUGAUGUCAGGAUUCAGAAAAUCCCCAAGCUCAAGAUCUGCGCUCUGAGGGUAACUGAUGGUGCCCGUCGCAGAAUCCUGAAAGCAGGCGGUGAGGUGAUGACCUUUGACCAGUUAGCGUUGGCUUCCCCCAAAGGACAAGGCACAGUGCUGCUGUCAGGACCCCGUAAAGGCAGAGAGGUGUACAGACACUUUGGAAAAGCCCCUGGAACUCCCCACAGCCACACCAAGCCCUACAUCCGCUCCAAGGGCAGGAAGUUCGAGAGAGCUCGUGGCCGCAGAGCCAGCCGUGGAUACAAGAACUAGUCUGUGUCUUGUGUUUUCCAUACAAUCUGAUACAAAUAAAAGAUCGACUGUA